Molecule: messenger RNA, 5020 nt
Organism: Cynocephalus volans (Philippine flying lemur)
Lineage: Eukaryota; Metazoa; Chordata; Mammalia; Dermoptera; Cynocephalidae
Gene: CTDSP2
Product: CTD small phosphatase 2
Exons: 8
Coding region: 522-1337 (271 amino acids)
Molecular function (GO): RNA polymerase II CTD heptapeptide repeat phosphatase activity
Source: RefSeq, a predicted model, not a curated record
UUUUUCCGUAACAAAAUAGCAAAGCUCGGGACGGUCCGCAGCCCAGGCCGCUCACAGGUGAAGGGACCCGGAGCCUAGGAGGCUGCCCCGGAGCAGGAAGCGCCGGCGGGCCGUGGAGAGACCUGGUCAAGAGCCGAUAGGCGCGCGGGGGUGGGCGCUGCAGCCGCGGGUUGUUUAUCUGGAGUACGGAGGGGAGGGGGGAGCCUGGAAACCGCCCCGUGUCCCAUUUCCUCCUCUUGUUUUCGCUCCGGAUUCUCCAUGUUGGACCCAAACUGAGGAGCCCGGAGCUGCCGCCGGGGGAUCGGGGCCGGGGGCACCCGGGGGAGCCGCUGCCCGGGCCGCCCGCCCUCCGUACAGGCCGCCUCCCUUCCCGGCCUGGGGAGGAAACGAGAGGGGGGAUGUGAACAGCUGUGGGAGUCGGAGUCUCGGAGCCGGAGCGGGCCCCCGCCCAGGCCCCCCAGCCCAACCCGCGCGCCCGCCAGUCCUCCCGCCCAGCCAGCCCGGGCCCGCGGGAUUGUUAGAUGGAACACGGCUCCAUCAUCACCCAGGCGCGGAGGGAAGACGCCCUGGUGCUCACCAAGCAAGGCCUGGUCUCCAAGUCCUCUCCUAAGAAGCCUCGUGGACGUAACAUCUUCAAGGCCCUUUUCUGCUGUUUUCGUGCCCAGCAUGUUGGCCAGUCCAGCUCCUCCACUGAGCUUGCUGCUUACAAGGAGGAAGCCAACACCAUUGCUAAGUCGGAUUUGCUCCAGUGUCUCCAGUACCAGUUUUAUCAGAUCCCAGGGACCUGCUUGCUCCCAGAGGUGACAGAGGAAGAUCAAGGAAGGAUCUGUGUGGUCAUUGACCUGGAUGAAACCCUUGUGCAUAGCUCCUUUAAGCCAAUCAACAAUGCUGAUUUCAUAGUGCCUGUAGAGAUUGAGGGGACCACUCACCAGGUGUAUGUGCUCAAGAGGCCUUAUGUGGAUGAGUUCCUGAGACGAAUGGGGGAACUCUUUGAAUGUGUUCUCUUCACUGCCAGCCUGGCCAAGUAUGCUGACCCUGUGACAGAUCUACUGGACCGGUGUGGGGUGUUCCGGGCCCGCCUGUUCCGUGAGUCCUGUGUAUUCCACCAGGGCUGCUAUGUCAAGGACCUCAGCCGCCUGGGGAGGGACCUAAGGAAAACCCUCAUCUUGGACAACUCACCUGCUUCUUAUAUCUUCCACCCAGAGAAUGCAGUGCCUGUGCAGUCUUGGUUUGAUGACAUGGGAGAUACUGAGUUGCUGAACCUGAUCCCAAUCUUUGAGGAGUUGAGUGGAGCAGAGGACGUCUACACCAGCCUUGGGCAGCUGCGGGCCCCUUAGCCUUCUCUGCUUCCAAGCAACAGCCAUCCUAGUAGGGGACUUUCCUACACUGUGCCUUUAUGACCAGCCUGACAGAGCGGAAGCUGGAGCACUUCACCAAAUGGGGCCUGGAAAUAGGGAGAAGAGACUGGAAAGAGCCUUAGGACAGCAGAUUAGACCCUGAGCGGGCAAAUAUCAGACCACCAGUACCCAGGGCUACCUGCUCCCUGAGUUGGGUUCUCAAGAGUGUGUGUGCGUGUGUGUCUUGCUGUGAACGGUUGCCCUGGGAUAUAGUGUUUCAGUUGGGGAGAAGCUAAAAGAUCAAGAGUCUUUCCAAGUUAGUUCAUCUCCUCUCCUGUUACCCUAAGAGCGACUGAGCUCUAUAUAGGGAUGAAGACUAUUGAAGGCUCCAUUGCCAAACCAUGGCCUUUCCUCAAUGUUGAAGGCCUAUGCCAAGGAGAAAGGAAGGGUCAGAGGCUGCCUUUGGAUGCCCCAGGCACACUCCUCUCUGAAAUCUUUCUUCAGCCAGCUGCUGCAGACAAAAAGAUGACAUAUCUGGAAAGAUGACAACUUGUUUCCAGAAUCAGUACCCCAGUGGCCCUCAAGUCCUGUGGCCCAAGGGCUGCACUUGCUUCCAGCCAAGUGCCUGGCAUGGGCCCUUUCUGUGUCUCCCCAAGGCUUGGGCACUGGACCUGUCUUCCUCACCACCUAGCCAUAGCCUUAAACCUGUGGGGAAGGAGUUCUUGCCCUGGAGGAGGACAGAUAACUGAUUUCCGUUCUUUUGACUGUGUUUUAAAUUCUCUUUCUAAACAUGGAGUAUUAGGCCUGGUUUGUUUCUGACAGAGCUGCAUCCUGGGCCUGAGAUAAAUGUGAGAGGCACUGGGGGUGCAGGGAAGAGAGAAAAUCCCCAGAGCAUGAAUUUGUGUGUCCUCUGGGCUUGUAGAUCAGCUCGGUUUGGGAUUGUUUCCAUAAGUCUGCUCUUCAGGGAUUAUCUGCUGGUGCAAGGACUUUUGUUCCAAAGGCUGGGAAGAGCUCUCUAAGCUGCUCCAGCCCCUCCUGUUUCUUGGGCAGGGCUCUUUCCUGUUGUGUCUUCCCACAGGGCCUGUCCUGUGCCAAGCUCUGUCUGUUCCAGCCUUCAUCCUUCCUGGCUGUCGCUUUUCCUCUCCAGGGCCUCAGAACUCCUGCUUUUCCUGGGCUGAGGUAGAAUGGGUGUUCUUGUGAUUAGGUUUGCAGCCUAACACACAUGCCUCUUGCCUCAAGGUAACAGGUGUGAGUGGGCCCCUCUCAGACCUGCACUCUGGGUGUCCCUAGCUUAAAGGUUCUUAAUAGUGAGUGCUUUAAAAAAAAAAAAAAAGUCACAAAAUGGAAGUUUCCCCAAGGUGGAAAACAAAAGGGGAAGUGCUGCUGUAAUUGAGAGCACAAUGGGCCCCCAAAAAGGAGCCCCACCCCACCUCAGUAUCACUGCCUUAAUUGUGGCCUCCCCCAGGGCUGGGUGGUGGUCUCACCUCUCUUUCCUCCCUCCUUUUGGGGUCGAGGGAGUUCCUAUCCUCAUUUCUGUUUUCCCUGGAGGCAGGUGUUACAAAGCAUUGUGAAUUGCUGCAGGUGCAGGGACACUGCCCACUCAGGACUCAUUCCCAUUAUCUUUUUCAAUUUCCCCGUACUAGGUCCAGCCUCAGGAACUAACUAGUUUCGAGAAAACCAGGUGGUGGAGCAGCAGCUUGGUGUUCUGAGCAGUAACUGGCUGGCUAGCAUCUUUCUCUAACACUGUUGUGCCAUUUUCCCUCAUCUCACGGUUGUAAGGCCUUGUCAUUCUCUGGUGUCACAGAAGUAGAACAGAGUCCCCAAAGCUCAUUUGGUCAUUUCCUCUAGCAUCAUUCCCUGGUGCCUGUGGGGUCCUGCUACAGGGAAAGGAAAGAGGGGUGCCAGUACCAAACCAGCAAUGACAUCUCCUGAAGGAAAGUGGGAGCUCAGACUCUAAGGCCAGCUGGGGCUUCAGAUCCAGGCCCUGGCCCGUGCCACUUUCCUAAUACUGCAAGAGGGGCCUCUCUCUCAAGCCCCACCCUAAGGCUUAGCCCUUGGGUUGACCAAAUCUUCUGCCAUCUGGACCCAGCCAAGUUUUUCUGACUAAAGCAAUAAGAGGCUCUAAGCUGAUUGAGUUCUAAGGACCCUUUCUGCCCUCUUUUGGAUCUCCGUGUUCCAGGUGGAGGAAGCACCUGUACCACUCGCUCUCCUAUUAGGCUUGUCCAAGUACUUGGAGUGUGACUCAUGACCAAAGCCCAGGACGGCUUGUUGGGAGUGUCCCUGCUGCUUCUGCAUGAAACCCCUGCUUUACAGGCCUCACUCCCGUCAGAACCCUGCCUGCGCACCUGCAGUUCUUCCACAGAAACAUCAUUGCCACUUCCCCCUUUCUUUCCCCAGAGAAAAAGCUCAGCCAGAUCUAAAAAACAGGGUCCAUCGAUGUGGACCAGAGCCAGCAUAGUGUCAUUAUUUUCUUACCAGUUUCUAGUUUCACAGUGUGUUAGGGGCAAGUGAUGAUUGAAAACUUGCUCCUCAGAGGAGUCAGGCCAGACUCAAUCUUGGAGGAGGGUAAGAUGGGGAGGGGGCUAGUUCACCCCUGGAUCUAUUCUGGGGCUUCUCACCAGCCCUUUCCAUUUGAGACUGUUCUUCGGGAGGCAAUAGGCCACCAUGCCUGAUAACAAUUCAAGCCAUGCCAGGAAUCUGCCCACCUGCCAGGGUCAGUUCUUUCAGGUGCCUCUUCAGAGACACAGUGUCUCUCUCUGAUUGGGCUUCUAAAUCAAAAGCCUGAUGUUCGUGUCCCUCUCAUAGGGGGAGCUUUGGACACAGGACCAGUUUGGAAAAGGGUCAGGUAAGGGUUUCCACUCUGCACAUUGUAGAGGGGAUACUCUGUAGGCCCAUGGGUCCCUUACUAGAGAGAUUGAGUGAAUUUGCCUUUAGUUGACCUGGGACCUUCUGUUUAGCUCUCCUGCCUCCCAAAGAUUUUGACCAUUUUGUAAACGUAUAAACUCACCUCUGUUAACAUGGCCCAGAAACAACUUUGUGCUAAAAGCAUGAGAAAUCUAAAGGCAGUUGUUCCCUGGGAAAUGGGUCUCAUUCUAUUCUGCUGCCCCUAACCUGUUCCUGAGGACUCAUUUAGUAACCCUUGCAAGGCUGUCCUGCAUCCAGUGUCCCAGCCAGGCCAGGCGUAUGAGAAAAGUAAGCCCGUUUUCCCCUUCAGGUCUUCAGGUGGUUACUUAGCCACUGUUAUCCUUCAGUCACCUUUUUUGUAAAAUGGGGGUUUAGUUUUUUGUCUUUCCUGUUUUAAAACGCCAGUAAAUAUCUGCAUUCAACCAGGGGAGAGGAGAUCAGAGGCCUGGCCAGCUGCUUCAUUCCUUUAAUGUGUGGCCUGCCCCUGAAGCAGACCUUCCUCUUUGGGCCCUGUGAAAUUCUUUGGUUGUGAUUACCCCAAGUUUGACAGGUUCUAUCUUGUGCGGCUUCCCCCUUCGGGAUGUGGAGGGUAGGGCAUCUGCUUCCCACUGUGACUGGGCUAUGGGAUUCUGACUACCUUGCUUACAGAUUCAUGGUUUGAUAAAUUUCUUGUAUUCAAAAACUUGAAAUGUAGGACGCCAUUACGUGUCUGUCUAUAUUUUUGGAAUAUUUGUAUUAAUUAAUAAAAGCAGGUUUAAAAAACCUAUCCAGGAAUGGAA